AUGUUAUAUAUGAGUGAAUCUACUCCCAAGACUAUUAAGCCACGACAACGUCGAUAUACGUUUGACAUGCAAGAAGCCGACGGCAGCCCUAACAACUCCACUGUAAAUAAUGCCAAAAAUAACACCAAAGUGAUGAUCCCGCAAGCGCUGAUUUCUCUUUCAGGUUUGGUAAAUGUUCACCAUGUCCCACUUGGAGACAUAGCAAAAAUUUCAGGAAAGCUUAUUUCUGAGCUGACCAGUUCUUCAUGAGUAGAAGUCCUGCUCAAAGAAGACAAUAAGCUGAAAAUUUUUAACCCUUCUCAGCCUUUUACAGAACUAGAAAUUAAUGAUGAGUCCCUGCCAGGAUAUGUAGCCCAGACACAGCAGCCAGAACUUAUCACGAACCCUCACACGUCCACUUUUUAUUCCACUUUUCAGCUGAAAAUCAACCCUUUUUCCCCUGCCACCAAUAAAGUGAUCCAGCCGACUACUACAGCCUGUAUCCCGUUAGUUGUAGAAGAAUGAAAAGUGAUUGGUGUUGUACAGUUAUUUAAUAAAGUUAACGAAGACCUUUCCCAAGGGUACUAUACUGACAUCGAUAUAGAUAUUGUAAGUAGCUUUGGUCACAUUAUGAACCAAGCCUUAAAGCAGAGGUCAGAAUAUUUAUCAUUGAUAAAUAAAAAUGAAGGCCAUCAUGCAGUAAAUAAAGAAAAAGACAGGCUUUAUAAUGAAGUCAAUAUGAUUUGUAAGAAAAAAGAGUAUUGUAAAAAACUUGAUUCUGUAAUAAAACCUUGGUAUAGGAUCUCAAAGGCACUGAUGGACGCUGUUUCAGAUAUCAUGAAAACUGAUGGAUUAAUCCUUUACAGCUUGCGAGAUGGGAUGCUAAAAUGUGAAUACGCUCACAAAAUCGACGUAGAUAUAUGCAAUUAUGAAUCAAGAAUUUCAGAAUAUGUAGGAUUCACUCAUAAAGACAUCUUGAAUAUCAAGGAUCUCUCUAUAGAGCCACUAUGGCCUCAAGAUGUAAACUAUGGAUAUAAAUCCUGCCUUGUACUGCCAAUUAUGUCUUAUACCAACACUGUACAAGGAGUUGUCGAAUUUUUCAGGUCAAGCUCCGUUUUCACUGAAAUUGACGAAAAUUUUGCCUUGUAUAUAACGGGAACCCUAGGCAAACUUACCAAUCUGUCAGUAGAAACUAAUAAUUCGACAAGUUUUGAGCAGGAUGACUUAAGAAAAUGGAUAAACGGGAUGUACUCUUAUACGCUUGACAGAAAAGACAAGCUUUUUGACUAUGUGAAGCUCACUGACGUGAUUACCCAGUCCUUGCACAAUAUUUUACCUCACGAUUCUUCUUCAGUUUUCAUAGCAAAUCAGCACAAAAAGUUUAUAUGGACUAAAAAAUCAGACUCUUGUGGAACAAUGGCCUUUCCUUUGUCUCCUGAUACAGUUUUUGGGUAUGCUUAUUCACUACAGAAAACCUUGGUCCUUCCAAACAGAAGUCUUCCAGUUUUACAAGAUAUUGAGCUGUAUGCAGGAAAAUCUGUAGUAAUUGUGCCAAUUUUGGCGAAGGAAUUUAAAGACCCGACUAUUGGGCUGAUAGUGAUAAGCAGAGAAAAAACAUUUAGUAAUGACGAUUUACUGAUUUUGGAAACGUUUUCUAGUUCUUUGCAGCCGAUUUUUAUGAGGCUUUUCGUUGAAAACUUGCCUGAAACGAUGCUUGAAGACUGCAAAAUUGAAAAUUCUUCUCCUGAUAGAGCCAAAGAAAGCUCUGAAUCUGAGUUCAAAACUGUAAAUGUUUUUAGAAAAAAUUCAGAACUGGCAGCUCAAUCAAGCUUCUUUUUAAGCCAAGAUCUUACAAGAAAUAGAGAAAAAAAUAAAAAAGAGCCUCCUUUCCUACUAAAAAGCUUAAAUAACAUUCUCAGCAUGCCACGACAAACUCUAGAAAGCCUCUACGAUCUUCUUGACGAUCUAACAAAAACCCCUUAUGACCCUUACAUCAAAAUUGCAAGAAAAUUACCCGAAAUAGUAAAAUGUCAGGUCGCCAAGCUGUUUUUAUAUGACAAAUCUCAAGUAAACCUAAUCGAGCAAACCACUUUUUCAAGCUACACCCCUGCAGGACUUAUUAAAAAAUCAAUCCAAAUAAAAGAUAUCGUAAAAAUCGACCACGAUGCUGAAAAUGAUUUAAAUUUUGAGUUUGAUUUAGACUCACUUGACUGUGAAGAUCAAGUAGACUCUUACCUUUGUGUGCCUAUUAUUGAUAGCAAAACCUCAGUAAUUGGUGUUAUUGCGUUCGUCAAUUUAGAAAAUCUUGAAGAAAACACGCUGCAAGUGGCUUCAUUUUUGUCGAUUCUGCCUAAAGAGUUUGCUGAACUGGCCUCAGCUCAAGAUGACUCUGCGACGCAAUGGAAAAAAAUAUUGGAAACUGGGAGGAAGCAUAAGAUGCUGCAGCAUUGGUGCAAGCAGGUGUUUUUAGUAGCCAAUCAAUUUCAAAAGAAGUGCACUUAUUAUAGAGAUAUGCUGUACAAAAUAUCGUGCUAUAAUGAUUUAGAAAAUUUAUAUAAUAUAGGACUGAUUUUAAAGGACUUUGGCUAGGCAUGAAUUUUAAUAUAUUUAAGUCAAAAUUAGCUUAAGUCAGUAUAAUGAAAUUCAGCAUUGAUUUGGUGCAAUCUCAUACUAAUACGAAAAGAGCUUAUAUAUAUUUAUAUAAAGACUCAGAGUUCGAAGAGCUUACAAUUCAUGACGGUGAGCCUCAUAACCCACACGAAUGGGAGCUUGAUUUCUUUAAAGAAUGCUACGAUAAGAACUCCACAAUUGCGUCCUUAAAUCCUAAUCAGUCAUACCACCUGCUUGCAGUCCCUAUAAUUAAUGAAAAUGAUUUCAUAGGGCUUCUUUAUUUCAAAAAUAAAAAAGAGCCUACUUUAUUACAAUCAGUUCCUUUUACCGCUGAAGAUAUAUAGUUUUUUCCUAUAAAUAUCCUUUAUUUGCCUCUCUCUGCACCUAAAUAAUAUUUACAGAUAAUCCUAUAGACAUUUUUGAAUGUUUAGCCAAAAUAAUUUCAGUCUCCCUGAAAAAAGGGUCUGAUUCUGAAGAAAAAAGAAACAACGACGACUUUAAAAAUUUUAUAAAGGAAAUUGCAUGCGAAAGAGACUCCUAUGCACUUAUAACGACUAUAAGAAAAGCAGCUGAACAGCUCUGUGACUGUGAUCGAGCAGUUAUUUUUAUUCACGAAGAAAAUGUGCUAGUUGCCAAACCUCAAGGACUAGAGCAGCAGCUGCCAGCUAAUUACAGCUUUUAUGUAGGAUAUGGGAUCCCAGGGACAGUUGCCUCUAAAAAGACUACAGAAAAUAUUAAAGACGCUUAUAAUGACCCUAGGUUCACCCCUGACGUCGACAGGCUAACUGGGUACCGAACUACAAGUAUCCUGUGUAUGCCUAUUUUAGACUCAGAAAAACAAGUCCUUGCAGUAAUAGAAUUAAUUAAUAAGAGACACGCCACUUUUGAUGCUAAUGAUGAAGAAACGAUGGACUUAUUCUGCGAAAUGGUUUCAGCUGUAUUAGAGAACUGUGGGCUUUUCGAAAAAACUAUUGAGGAGAGAGCUAGCUUGUUAGGGAUUCUCAAUAGCAUUGGGAGCUAUGCUUUGGCUCUGAAUAGUGAAGGAAAAUUAAGCUAUGUUAAUAAGCCGAUAGAAGGGGUGUUCGGGGUAAAUGAAUUUGUGGUUAAAAAAUUCCAUUAUACAGACUGGCUUAAGAAUAAUCCAUCAUUGGUCAGUGAUAUCCAAAAAGUGUUUAACGAUCCAAGCUUAAAACCUUACAAAACUUCUAAAUUCAUAUACACCGAGUCCUUUAGGAGUUCUUCAUUCCUCUCGAUUCUGCCUAUAAAUGACCAAGUUAAAAGCCAAAAAUUCAACUACAGGAUCCUCGGGCUAAAAGGAAUCAACAAAGGCCAAUUCGAAGGCGUGGUCAUCAUCUUAGAAGACUGCAGCAGCUUAGAAGAAAUCCAUAUGAAAUUCAAAGAAGUCAAAUCCCAAAUCAAAGCCUUAACAACUCCUUUACAAACAGAAACCGAGCUGCAGCGCUGCAUAGGAGACUUAGAAGCAAUAACUGAAAACGGCAACAUCCAGCAGGAAAUCAAAGACAACCUGCAAGACAUAAUGUCAAGGCUGAAAUCUGGAAACCUCAACAGGCCUAAAUAUCGACUUGAUGGCCCAGUUGACCAAAUUGAGCAAGGCGUCGAAGCUUUAAAGUCUUUAUUAGAAAUUGACAUGCCAGUGGAGCAUGCAAGAACUCGUAGAUAUUCAUCAAUCUCUGAAAGCUCGCCUGACAGCCUUGAAUCUUAUCAACAAAACGUAUCUCUUGAUGACAUAAGAAAUUGGAACUUUAACGCAUUCAGCAUAGAAGACCCAAUAAGUUUUGCAUUUUCCCUUAUGAAUGAUUUUGAUUUAUUUAAGAGAUUUAAGAUAAGGGCUCACAUUUUUGUGAAUUUUGUAGAGGAGGUGAAACAUAUUUGUGACCAGAAAGGAAACCCGUUCCAUAACUUUGAGCAUAAUUUAAGCGUGAUGCAUGGGACUUAUAUGCUUCUGGCCAGUACUUCGGCUGGGUCUUAUUUUAAGCCUGCUGAUAUUUUGGCUCUGCUGGUAGGGUCGAUUUGUCAUGAUUUAGACCAUACAGGAAGAAAUAACCCAUUUGAGUGUGCAAAAUCGUCAAGGUUAGCUGUUUUGUAUCAUGAUAAAUCAGUGCUAGAGCAGCAUCAUGCUGCAACUGCGUUCUUUACAAUGCAAAACGAAAAUUGCAACAUUUUCAAACAUUUGAAGCCUAAGAAAUUUAAAUAUAUAAGGAAACUAAUGAUUGCAGCAAUUCUACAAACUGAUAUGAGCAAGCAUCUAGGCAUGAUUUCUCAUAUGACGAGAAGAUUUAAUGAUACAACUGAAAAUCCAUUAGGGACACUUGAAAAAGAUACAGAAAAAUUGGCAGGGCUGCUGCUGCAUUCUUCAGAUUUAGCUCAUGGGACAAAAGAUUUCUCGAUUUAUGAGAUAUGGUCUAGAAGGGUAUGUGAAGAAUUUUCUGAACAGUAUAAAGAAGAAGUCGCUCUUGGGCUUACGCCGACUGGGUUUAUGAAAGAUUUGGAUAAGCCGAAGGUGUAUUAUUCUAAUGAAAUCAAUUUUAUGAAGUUCGUGGUGAAGCCCCUGUGGGAGUGCUUGAAUUUGUGGCUGAAGCCGAAUUUAGGCAAUUUCUUGCAAAAUAUUGAGAAAAAUAUUGAGGAGAUGCAAGCGAGGUUGGAGAACGAAGAUGAGACGUCAUAA
Messenger RNA from Blepharisma stoltei, 5275 nucleotides. Lineage: Eukaryota; Ciliophora; Heterotrichea; Heterotrichida; Blepharismidae. The record is from the annotation of a GenBank genome assembly.